AUGGUCACCUAUGAGCUCUACUAUACCCCCGAAACAGUCAAAAUGCAGAAAGAAACGAAAUUAUCGGAUAUUGACCAACGUCUUGCAAGAUUGGAAAAACUGAUAGGAUCUCGUUCUGGAGAAGGAUUAGAGAGUUUGCCCUCAGAUAUUGCUGCUAGUUCACUAGUCAAUUCGUUAUCAAAAUUAGAGCAACAGGUAGCUGUUCUUACACAGCCGGGGCAAUUAGAAAUGAUAGCACGCAGAGUCAAAAUUCUCAAUAGUGAUUUGGAAAGGCUCAAUGAAUUGAAAUCUGGGAGAAAAGACACAUACAGCUUUACUUUAUCGAGUUUUACACCUUCUAAUAAUACACAGACGAAUGCAGACAAUGUGAAUAAAGAUGGCUCAAAUGAUACAGAAACAAAGAUCAACAAAAUGUUUGAUACUAUGGAGAAGAUUGAUCCGUUGCUAAACCUGACACCAGCUCUGUUAACAAGAUUAAAAUCAUUGCAAAGCCUGCAUAUGGAAGCAGCUUCUUUUAGUCAGUCGGUCAAGGUUAUUUCUGAGGAACAAACGAGAAUGGCGGAUGAGUUGAAAAGCUUGAGUAAUACUUGCGAUUUGGUAAAAUACAGUAUCCCAUUCAGCUCGCUUUGCGUACAUGCCACUGAUCUUUCAAUUUUCAAUGUUUUUCUCAUCCUAGCUUAA
Mycotypha africana is the source of this 681-nucleotide messenger RNA. Its product is annotated as Dynamitin-domain-containing protein. Gene Ontology annotation, cellular component: dynactin complex; cytoplasm. Gene Ontology annotation, biological process: mitotic spindle organization. Bases 1 to 681 code for a protein of 226 amino acids. Lineage: Eukaryota; Fungi; Mucoromycota; Mucoromycetes; Mucorales; Mycotyphaceae. The record is from RefSeq and is a predicted model, not a curated record. The transcript has 3 exons.